AUGCUCCAGAAGGUUCUACUACGACCCAUGACCAGCGUUCCAUGCGCACACGAAUUCACCAUUUCGUACCGAUUCCCAUCGUCGUCUGGGAGUCCAUCCCCUCCCCCCAUCGUACCAUCGUCGCCCGAUCUGGCGCAUCAAAACCAACCCGGGCCCUCCGACCCCUACCUCGCCCUCCCACCGCCUGAAGACGAGAUCCCCGACCUCGACGAACUGCCCUCCGAACAACCACCCUCGCCUCCACCUCACACGCCUGCCCCUACCAUGUCAGGGCAUCACCGCAUCACCCUCGCCGCCAACCCCCCCUACUUCGAUGGCGACAAGUCCAAAUACCUGGGCUUUGUGGACGCGUGCACCACUUACAUCGGUGCCUAUCGAUCGGAGUUCUCACAAGAUGAGACCAAAAUCCUCUUUGUCCUCUCCUACCUCCGUCACGAGAACGGCACGAGCUGCGCUGCCUCGAGAUGGGCGAUGAACUGGAAGCAGCACAACUUCGAUGGCUUCCAGGGACUGAAGGCAGGAGUCACAUCAAAGAACUUCCUGGAGGAGUUUCAGAGGGCGUUCGGGGACUCCAAUGCGGAACAAGUCGCCGCUGCUCGGCUUAUGGCCCUGCGUCAAAACAAACGGUCCUUCGCGGACUACAUCUCCGACUUUGAGAUGUUGGCCGCGGAUGCAGGCUACAAUGUGGUUGACACCACCGACGACAAAGGCGAAUACAAGAAGGGGGACCAGGAUAAUAUCCUCAUCGAGUUCCUGGAGCGCGGACUCAGCAGCGAGAUCGCCAGCCGUCUCUACAACACCGGUGUCCCUCUGCCCAAGGCCUAUGGAGCGUUCAAAGCCUGGUGCAUCAACAUCGAAGCCAAUGCUCUGCGUGACCAGCUGCGCAAAGCGUCGUAUGGGCACCCCACACAACGACCACCUCCCCAGUUCCGUCCCCAAACGGCACCAGUGGCGCCCACACCCGCUCCGGCCCGACCCGCUGCCAACGAACCGGUUCCGAUGGAAAUCGAUCGUACCCACGCCCGCGGCCGCAAUAUCAUCUGCUACAACUGUCAGCAGCCCGGGCACAUUGCGCGGAACUGCCCGGAGCCCAAGAAGAAGCGCACGUUCUUCAAUCGGGCCACAAUGCUGGAAGAAAUCGAGAACGGGGACAAGGACAACGAGUUCCUGAAGGAGAUUGCCGAGAAGCUGUGCGAGAAGGGUUUUUGA
Molecule: messenger RNA, 1209 nt
Organism: Mycena citricolor
Lineage: Eukaryota; Fungi; Basidiomycota; Agaricomycetes; Agaricales; Mycenaceae
Source: the annotation of a GenBank genome assembly